UAUUAACGGGGCUGCAUGUGAAUGUAUACAACUACAAGAUGAGCGUAAAAGCAGGGGAUGUCACUCUGUGAAUGCAAAAGUUUUAUUAAAACCGAACAAACUCUGUGAAUGCCCCUCCUUUUCCUACUACAAUGCUCUGCCUUAAGUUACUUUCUUUACUUGUUCCCACAUUUACCCCAUUUUCAUCUUUUACUUUUUUUUUCAUCUUUUUCUUGCUUUCUUUUGAUCUUCUACACCUACCUUCUUGUGGGCUUUUGAAAUCUUUAUCAAUCUUGAUUGCAUUUUGGCAUGUGGUUUCCUCUGUUUUCUUGUAAAAUGCAGGGUGACAAUAAUCUACUCAAAAUUAUCCAUUCUUGUGCAUUAUUUGUUUUUGCAUUAACAAAUAGAAACACAGCUGUCUGUUGUGUGUGCAUGCAUUGAGGUAAUUAGCUGUUUCUUUGGUUUUGGAGCUGUGUUUUGUGCACAUGUUGUGUUUGUAUGUGGACUGAAUUGGGGGGGUUGGGAGUAAUGAUGAUGGUUCCGGGCACCGAUGUGAUGCCACAAUGUGCCUCAUUCGAUGAUGGAUGCAAUAAGGAUGGUGGUGUGUAUUCUGUGGAAGUUGAUGAUUGCGAGGAAUUGAAGAGCUCGUGCCAAGGGAAGGCGGGGAAGCCUCCCAGAAAUGAUCUGCCUGUUAUGCGACAUUGUAUUAGCCAAGCUAUGUUGGCAGGCAAUUCUGAGUUGGAAAAUCCUGUUGAAAUGAAGUCACCGCCUGUUGAGCAAACUGAGUUUAUACCUGUACUUAGAUCGGGUAGCUGCUCUGAGAUUGGACCAAAGCCAUACAUGGAGGAUGAGUUCAUUUGUGUAGAUGAUCUUCAUGAGUGUCUUGGCGGAGCUUCAAACUUCCCUUCUCCUGGCGCUUUUUAUGGGGUUUUCGAUGGGCAUGGUGGAGUCGAUGCUGCAUCAUACACUAGCAAGAACAUCCUCAACUUGAUUGUAGGCGAUUCACAUUUUCCAGUAGGGGUGAAAGUUGCUGUUAGGAAUGCUUUUGUAAAGGCUGAUCAUGCAUUAGCAGAUAGUAAAUCCCUAGACCAAUCCUCAGGCACCACAGCGUUGACUGCCCUUGUACUGGGAAGGAACAUGCUGAUUGCUAAUGCCGGAGACUCAAGAGCUGUACUAGGUAAACGCGGAAGAGCAAUUGAACUGUCCAAGGACCAUAAACCUAACUGCACCUCGGAAAAACUAAGAAUAGAGAAGUUGGGGGGAGUCAUUUACGAUGGAUAUCUAAACGGACAACUAUCCGUUGCUCGUGCUCUUGGAGACUGGCACAUGAAAGGUCCUAAAGGUUCACCCUGUCCCUUAAGCUCUGAGCCAGAAAUAGAAGAGGUUGUCUUAACAAAGGAAGACGAGUUCUUGAUAAUUGGCUGUGAUGGUCUUUGGGAUGUAAUGAGCAGCCAGUAUGCUGUGACUGUUGUGAGAAAGGAGCUAAUGAUGCACAAUGAUCCUGAGAAAUGCUCAAGAGUGCUUGUCAAAGAGGCCCUAAAGCGCAACUCCUGUGAUAAUUUGACAGUCGUCGUCGUCUGUUUUUCAUCAGACCCACCACCAAAAAUCGAGGUUCCCAGAUCUCAAAGGCGGAGGAGUAUAUCUGCUGAGGGCCUGGAUCUUCUAAAGGGUUGCCUCGAGUUUUGACAGACAAUACAAGUACAGAGAUAUUUCCGAGUUCUGCAGUCUGUAAACAUGUAAUGUUGUUUUGGCCAUUCUGUAAAUUUUUAGUUCACUACUUGUCAUUGAAAUUUUUGAUCAUUACUUCUUUCUACUUUUGUUAAGAGAAAACUGUACAGAUUAUAGUUUUUGUACUAUAGCAUAUGAAAUAUUGGUUGA
This is a messenger RNA of Daucus carota subsp. sativus, 1857 nucleotides long. Its product is annotated as probable protein phosphatase 2C 47. The transcript has 4 exons. Gene Ontology annotation, biological process: protein dephosphorylation. The coding region runs from base 478 to 1665 and encodes 395 amino acids. Gene Ontology annotation, molecular function: protein serine/threonine phosphatase activity; cation binding. The record is from RefSeq and is a predicted model, not a curated record. NCBI's taxonomy places the organism in Eukaryota, Viridiplantae, Streptophyta, Magnoliopsida, Apiales, Apiaceae.